UGCGUAAACAGUCGUCACGAGACAGCCGCGCGCAACUCCUGCGCUAGACCAUCAAACGGAUAAUAACCCACUUUAUGAACCCGUCAUCUCUUAUUUAAAUUAAAACCGAGUGCUUUUUGCUUAGACAGAAUACCAUGGGGGAUAAGUUCGAGCUGCUGAAGACACCUGUCAACAGGAGAGCUGCGAUUAAGAAAAGCAAGAAUGAGAAACUGCGUUUGCGCGUGAUCUUCUUGGACGAUAGCGAGAGAGUUUUCGAGGUGGAGAGAGACAUUCUCGGUUCGGAUUUCUUCAAUAAGGUGUGUGGUCAUUUAAAACUGCUGGAGAAGGAGUAUUUUGGCCUGGAGUUUCGUCACCAUACUGGAAGUUAUGUUUGGCUCGAACUCCUGAAACCUGUGGCUAGACAGCUCAAGAAUACCAGUGAUGUGGCAUUUCAUUUCAUUGUGAAGUUUUUCCCUCCUGACCCAGGACAACUGCAGAGAAGCUUGACCAGGUAUCUGUUUGCCCUUCAGAUCAAACAGGAUCUGUCGAAUGGCAGCCUAACCUGUAAUGACAACAGCGCCGCCCUGCUGGUCUCUUAUAUACUGCAAGCAGAACUCGGGGAUUAUGACGAGGAAUUAGAUGCUCAUCAUCUUGAAAGCAAGCAGUAUGUGCCAAACCAGGAGUAUCUGGACCACAAAAUCCUCCGCUUUCAUAAAAAACACAGAGGUCACACUCCUGCUGAAUCAGACGUGCACUUGCUGGAGGUCGCUCGUAAAAUGGACAUGUACGGGAUCCGCCCACACGCUGCUCAUGAUGGAGAAGGCAUAAGAAUCAACCUCGCCGUCACACAUAUGGGAGUGCUUGUCUUUCAGGGCAAUACAAAGAUCAAUACCUUCAGCUGGGCCAAGAUCCGUAAGCUGAGCUUCAAGAGGAAACAUUUCCUUAUCAAACUCCACACUGAGACUGGGCUUUCAAGAAGGGACACUGUUGAGUUCUCCAUGGCCAGCCGAGAUGUUAAUAAGGCGUUCUGGAAGUUGUGCGUGGAGUACCACGCUUUCUUUAGACUCGCUGAGGAACCCAAGUCACAUCCCAAGUCCAUUCUCUCCAGCAAAGGAUCCAGUUUCAGAUACAGCGGGAGGACGCAGAAGCAGCUUAUGGAGUGUGUGGGCUCUGGAGAGAAGAAACAUUUGCCUUUUCAAAGAACUCAUUGUAAAUCUGAAUAUGACGCCCGUCAUUGCAGAUCCUCUCCUGACAUCCUUACCGACGUCUCCAAGCAGCUGUACGAGCAGUCCCAUCUACCUCCUGACUCAACCUUUGCCGAGCAACCCAGCGAACCAACCUGCGUAGCAAAGCGUAGCCAAUCUGCUGUGGAAGUUAUGUUCGCUAAUGAGCUAGAGCGAUCCAGGCCCUUGUCAAGAAACCCUGCCUUCUCAAGCAAUUCUGCCUCGCCUAAACUUCGCUCCAUGUCCACGUCAGGAGCGGAGCAUCGCGGCGGAGGGGCUCAAAGACAGAAAGCAAAGAGACGAUUGUCUCCCAGUGCUCAGCAUCUUGUUCUCCUCUAUCCUAACACGCCCCAUCUGCAAUUCCACCCAGUGCUACCCACCUUCCCCCUCGCCGCUCACCCGUACCUACUCCAAGACCACACGUCCUCGUCGCUAGACCGCCUCUCUCAAACCCAUCACCACUCGGUGCCUCUGCAAUACUUGCCUGGACAAAUCGGCCACUCCUCCUUACCCUCAUCUUGCUUAUCACCGCAAUUACUGAAGCAUCAGGAAAGGCUCCGCCUCGCCGGUCAGGGAUUUACUGAAUCCAGAUUGUACCCCGGAGGAGGGGUAGGGUUAAGGGCAGGGAUGAACAGAAAACUGGAAUUGGGUAGAGUGGAGGUGGGCCAUUACAGCGACGACUCCACCUUUCACACCGGCUUGCCACGUCGAGCUUCCAGCCAACCAGACGUCAAAUUUCAGAGACCCACACUCGCCUCAAACGCCGCCGCCUACGCGUCCGAAUAUCGCCCGCUGGGUUAUUAUCCACAUUUAUCACGACACCACGUUCCCACCAGACCCACCUAUCUUCCUCUAAGCCCCGCCCCUUUCCCGGAAAGACCGACUUCUUUGUGCGUACUCGGCACGAGCAGUUACAGUGAUUCAGAUUCUGACACUUUCUACCCAUACUUCCCAGCACUGGGCAAAGUGGUACGUUCUGGUCCGCUGGCACGCAUGCGCAUUUCUUCUGGAAGCCUUCAACUGGAUGAAGAGGAAGGAGAGGAUGAGGAAGAAGAAGAGGAAUGUCAGAAAGAACAGGAGAAUACAUCUCUCGCUACUGUCAAGAACAAAGAAACCUACUAUGGUAGUCAAUGGUGGCCAUGAACUGUUUGGUUACUGACAUUCUUCCAAACAUCUGUGCUCAUCAGAACAAAGAAAUUUGUACAGAUUUGGAACAACUUUAGGGUGAGUAAACAAAGACAGAAUUUUUAUUUUUGGGUGAAAUGUCCCUUUAAGAGCGAUUUUGUCUAGAUAAUGAAUGAUUAAAACAUUGAUAGCCAAUCUAAAUCUAUAACAUUUAAAAGGCUUACACAUUUAAAAUGAAACUACAGCAUGCAAGUUUAGAAUCAACAUGUUAUCGGCAGAUCGAUAUCGUUAUAGUUUUAUUGAUAUCUUUAUAAAUCUUAGGGGCCAUUCACAUUACACGUAUUAAAUAGGAGCGUCGCACUUUUUUAUAGGCACGUCGGCGCCGCAUCGAGAUGGAAAUAUUUAAACUUUUCAGAGUGUUGCGCUCGCACUACGGGUCAUGUGACAAUGAAUCAACCAUCAUAUUCACGUUUUCCAGAGCAGAGAAACGUUUAACGAAGAGGAACAGAUGAGCACAGCUUUAUUUUAUAUAACUCAUUACUCCAUGACUUAUUUUUAAAACCAAAGCACACCCACACAUCAGCUCUGAGAGCUCGAAGCGUUCUUAUAUUUUUCGCCAUGCGCUCGCUUCCACUUACUUUUGAUCGUAUGUAUAUGACAUGAUUUAAAAAAAAAAGAUAAAUAGUAGAUGUAUCACUAUCGAUACACUAUCGGAAAAACAUAUAUUGCGAUAGUUACAUGUAUCUAUAUUUUUGCACAGCCCACUAAAAAUCCAUUUACCCGUUGCCGGAACCUCGUCCUCAAGGCAAGCGCAGCUCAUGGUUGCUUAGCAACGGCAGAUGCCAGGAGAGCGCAAGUACCAUAGUGCUCUGGAAAAAAAAAAGAGAAAGCAGCACGUUUUCCGCAUGGUUUUAGACACGAAAUGUGAAUGGCCCCUUAGUGUGUCUUGGUGUUAAUAGGCCAUUUAGGUGUUUAUUUCUCACAACUCGGUUUAAAUAUGUGCCAAGUGAACAAUCAUUUUGUGGUAACUGAGUAAAUCGUAUUAUGUACAAUUAUGUAAUGAAUAGAAAUGUAAAGUUAACAACAAAUCUGUUACCUGACUGUUAGCUAACAAAGAAAAGCUAACAAUGAAAAAAGAUACAUAUGUGAUGAUAUGAUAGAACUGACUAUUCUUUCUUUGAUAUUUGUGCUACUGUAGUGAUAUGUAGACUGUAGUAAAGACAUUUUUGCAAGGAUGUGACUUUUGUCAAUAAAUUUUGUCAAUCAUCGAGAUGUACAGAGUAUCUUUAGCACUAC
Messenger RNA from Triplophysa rosa, 3623 nucleotides. Its product is annotated as FERM domain-containing protein 7. The record is from RefSeq and is a predicted model, not a curated record. NCBI's taxonomy places the organism in Eukaryota, Metazoa, Chordata, Actinopteri, Cypriniformes, Nemacheilidae. The coding region runs from base 135 to 2345 and encodes 736 amino acids. The transcript is spliced from 13 exons. Gene Ontology annotation, cellular component: cytoskeleton. Gene Ontology annotation, molecular function: cytoskeletal protein binding; guanyl-nucleotide exchange factor activity.